CCUUCCGAUCCGACUUGCGCGUGGUUCUCUGUCAGCAAGACCCAACAGCGCACGUAUCCGACGGAAACAACAGAAUGAGGUGGAUCAUGGAUGGCGGUUCCUUGACACCUGCAGGCACUGACAUUUCCCUGCGAUUUUGAAAAUAAUGGACCUGAGAUAAGAGACCGCGUUUUUUUAAUGUUUGGAUUUAUCGCAAGACUGGCGAACUUGGAUUCCCAGAGGACCAACCCUCAAUAGUAGGCUGUUUACUUGCCAUCUGCAAGCGUGUCUGACUCGACCACUGGACCGCUUCGCCUUCCCAUUGAAUCCACAGGCGAUAAAACGGGUAUAGUACUGUUGCAGGUGCAAUAUACUGAUUCGUAGAGCAUUCGGGUUUUCAGUGUAGCAAAAUGUUAUUGAAGCUAACCUGCUUUUUCGUGGAGAGUGGGCUACGGUCGGCUAUGCUACAAAUGUAAAUCGCUCUGCUGCAUUCUCAGUGAUCCCCUCCUCUAUGCAUACUGCAGAGGAGGAACAGGGUGUUCGUGCAGUGAACCUGCACGAUGAGACCGGUCCACUGAAUUACGGCUGCAGAACGUGUAAGUUUGAUCAUUAUUGGGUUAUAGCAUAUACAAAAUCACAGUCCAAGGAUUGCAGUGACCAAUUCUGGGAAAAUACUCCGUGGAAUCUUACUAUGUUUUUUUAACAGCAGCUGUUUAUUUGCUGUGCGUGUGACAUUGUUUCAAUUAACCUGUCCACAGCCUAGGAAAAUGGGAAACAGUUUUGCCAACAUAUCAGCUUUUCAGUCCCUUCAUAUUGUAAUGUUGGGGUUGGACUCGGCAGGGAAAACGACUGUUCUUUACCGACUGAAAUUCAACGAGUUUGUCAACACGGUGCCUACAAUCGGUUUUAACACAGAAAAGAUUAAACUGAGCAACGGCACAGCAAAGGGCAUCAGCUGUCAUUUCUGGGACGUCGGGGGACAGGAGAAACUGAGGCCUUUGUGGAAAUCGUACAGCAGAUGCACGGAUGGUAUAAUCUACGUGGUGGACUCCGUGGACGUGGACAGACUAGAAGAAGCCAAAACCGAACUGCACAAAGUCACCAAAUUUGCGGAGAACCAAGGGACUCCCCUUUUGGUCAUUGCAAACAAACAAGAUCUUCCCAAAUCUCUUCCAGUCGCUGAUAUUGAGAAACAGCUGGCGCUCCAGGAGCUUGGUCCGGCCACCGCUUAUCACGUUCAGCCGGCUUGUGCCAUAAUUGGCGAGGGCCUUCACGAGGGUAUGGAUAAACUGUACGAAAUGAUAGUUAAACGAAGAAAAUCUCUUAAGCAAAAGAAGAAGCGAUAACCGCAAGUCAGUGGCACUGUAGCUCAUUUUCAUUCGGGUAGCCUGCAUCACUGUUUCCCCCAAUUAAAAUGUUUACUUUGCAGCGACGUAGCUAUUUCCGUUGCUUUCUGUUUGACGACAAACUCUGCUGCUGUAAACAGACUCCGUAGCGUGCUGCAAAAGAGGAUGUCUCAAAGGGUGCUGGUUUUUUCCAACAAAUUUAACCAAAAACCCGCAUUAACUAGUGACUAAAACAAUGUGAAAGUAAAAAAGAAAAAGAAAGGGCUGGGCCCGUGUUUGUUGCUGCUUCAUCACGGAUUCUAAAUGUAGCUGGACAAUUUAUGGGCUAAAUUAUUAUGGAGUCAAUAUAGCACUGUGACGAUCAUCGAACAUUCCGGGCGUUGCUGUCCUCACUAAAUCUUAACUAACCGAAUGCUUGUUCUUUAUCAAGAAAAUAUUUUUUUUGCACGUUCUCCGGAUGUAGAUCAUGCUGGCUGAAUUCCCUACAACUGCACCUGUAGGCAUUUUGGGAACGAUACCAUGAAACGGUCGGGAUUUGUGUGACACUUUCCGGCGACAGGCCAAGUGAACUGUAUUAUAAUUUAGUUUCACCUCAGUUGUAAACAGAUUUACAUAAAGUAUACAUAUACAUAAAGCAUCUAAAUAUAUUACGAAUAUGGUGACACCAGGAAUAUAUUUUAAACUGUAUAGCGAAGUAUGACUUUAUGUACAGUAAAACCCAAAAUAACCUUUAGGUAUUUUUAAUUAAAAUGUUUUAAAAUAACCUGCCUGAUGUAAUUUAUUGUCAUUGUGGAGAGUGUUUAGCGAUAAUUGGCUUUUGUUCAAAAACUAUGAACUAAUAAAUUGAAAUAUGUUGACACUGACAA
This is a messenger RNA of Conger conger (European conger), 2191 nucleotides long. Its product is annotated as ADP-ribosylation factor-like protein 4C. Lineage: Eukaryota; Metazoa; Chordata; Actinopteri; Anguilliformes; Congridae. The record is from RefSeq and is a predicted model, not a curated record. Gene Ontology annotation, cellular component: cytoplasm. Gene Ontology annotation, molecular function: GTP binding; GTPase activity. Gene Ontology annotation, biological process: endocytic recycling; intracellular protein transport. The transcript has a single exon. The coding region runs from base 747 to 1325 and encodes 192 amino acids.